AUGCACUUCGGGGGCUCUCGGCAUGCCAAAGCAGAGAUGUGGUCAUUCUAUAGGGCUCGGUCCGGGAUUCUUGACGUAUUGUCAAGGCUUGGACGCGAAGAGUGGCUCGAUCUUCAGUAUGAAGGCCAAAUUUCUCCUGGGAACACGGAUCCGGUGGUAACCUGUCGGCAUCUGAUCCCCCUGAGAUGUAGAAGAGAGGAAUACGUGAUCACAGUUGAAGACACCGAGCUAGUGUUCCACAUCGAGGACAACGGUGGAUUAUGCGCGGAAGAAAAUCAGAUGGAAAAUCUCGCACAGCUCCAGCCAGGCGACAAUGUCUGA
Suillus subaureus is the source of this 321-nucleotide messenger RNA. RefSeq lists its product as uncharacterized. The record is from RefSeq and is a predicted model, not a curated record. NCBI's taxonomy places the organism in Eukaryota, Fungi, Basidiomycota, Agaricomycetes, Boletales, Suillaceae. Bases 1 to 321 code for a protein of 106 amino acids. The transcript has 3 exons.